AUGGUCAGCCAUGGAAAACAUAUUGCAGUAAUAGUCCAACAGCUUAACAAAUUUAACCCUGAAAAUCAGAGCGUGGAGGAUUUCUUGAAUGAAUCAGCUAAGAUGUUGCAGACUCUUAAUGUGACGGAAGGAAAAUCUGUGAUGGAUACACUAGCUGGAUGCAUAGAAUAUAAAUCCUUAUUGGAUGUAGUAGUCAAUGCCUUUUUUGUUCGGGAUGGGAGAUGCUGCCUGAUUUCUGAGCGUAAUCUCUAUAUAGUUAUUUGUUAUCUGGCUACUUUUCAACUAGAAGAGCUUGGUCUUCAGCAGUUCAGCAGAAUUGUGAAAUCUCUGGACACUGCAAAAAUGCAAAAGUUUCUUAGAUUCUUCUUCAAUGCCUUGUAUUUGAACACGUGGAUAAAAGAUGAAUGGAGUCAGUUCUACGAUUCACUGUAUGUAAAAGAGAACUGGAUUGACCCACUGCUAAGAUGGCAGCCAAAAGUACAGCAACUGAUUGAACAACUCACAGAUAUAUUAAGUAAUCGUACUGCCACUGUCAAGAGUUCAACGGUCACUCGGCCAAAGGAAUUUAAUUUGACUGUACCCAAACCACGUGCCAUUCCUAUACCUCUGCCAAUACCACCACUGGAAAAAAGGCCACCUGUUCCUCCAAGCACCUACAAACCUCCAAAGGAAAAAAAGCAACUAGAGGAAAUCAAAACAAGAAAUCGCCGAAAAGCAGAAAUUGACAACAUACCUAUUAAAUUAAAUGCUGCAGCUAUUUUAAGAGAGGGUGCCCUCUAUCAGCGGAAAAUGGAACAGGAGCUCAAGAGAAUUGAAAAUUUGCUACGAGGGGCUGGAGACCCAUCUGAAUUCUUGGAAUGGCAAAAACAGAUGCGUGGAAAAGAUUUGGAAGAGCAGCUGACUGAAAUAGAGUGUAGGAGGCUUCAAGGGAAACUGAGUCAUGAAGAGGCAGUUCUAGCCCAUCAGAAUGUAACUCAAGAAAAUAAAAAGAAAGCUGAUCUAAUGAGAGAAGAGAAAGCAGAGCUGAUGCACCAGUAUGCAGAGAAACGUCUACAGGAACAGAAAGAAAUGAGAGAGCUGGUGGAGCAGGUCGUGGAAGGACACAAGAAUGCAAAGCAAGCAAAAGUAAAGCUCCAGAAAUACAAACAGCAGAUAGUUCAGGAAGUUUGUGAAGAAAAUCGAGAACUUCUUCGGCAAGCUUUAGAAGAAGAGGAGGAAAAGCUAAGGAAAAGAUAUGAACUAAUUCAACAAAUACGAGCUAUUGAGUGUUUACCAAGCCUCAGACACAAGUUCGUUGAUUUAACUGAGACUGGUGGCCAUGGUUUAAUUUGUGAAAUGUCAAUAGUGGAACUACGUGAACGCCUCGCUCUACUCAGAGAAGCACAGAAGGCAGCAGAGGAAGAGAAGAGAGACCAGAUAAUUCAUGAAAAACAAGCUAAGGAACAACUUCUUCUAGACAAACUGGACCAGAUUUCCCUGUUCAGAGCAGAACUUGGACGAGCAGCUGCUUUAAAGCAAGAAGAAAAGAAAAGAAAGUCCCAGUCUGGUGACAGGCCUAUGAAAGAUGAACGCAUUUUAAACCUGCAGAAAAAGAUUGUAGAAAAAACAAUGGAGCGUAAAAAGCAAGCAGGACUCUUAAAGAUUACCCCCCAGAAAACCAGCAUGGCAUCGAGGAAGGAUUCUUUGCAAUGGAACCAUUGGAAAGAACUGGAAGAGAGUCGGGAACGACAGUUCAGGAUCCUUCAACAUGGCUUCAUGGCCAGAGAAACAGCUCAGAAAAUGGCUGCCUACGAGGCAGCAAGAAGUGGAGCCACAGUCUGUAUAUUGCGCUCUGAAGUAAACUAAAAUACAUUUGGAACAAAUUCAGGCCUGCUGGAAAUCUCCCAGCGUGCCCAUUUACUACAAGGUUGAAUUUUAAUCUUUGUUUCACCUUUACAGAGUAAUUAGAAAAAUUUGGGUCAUACAGGCACAACAGAAUAAAAAUGUGUUAAUUUUUUCAUAAUAGAAUUUUAUUUUUAAGCUAUAAUGACACCUUUUUUUAUGUUAGAAUCAAAAGCUUUAAGAAACCAAAACCUUACCAUCAGAGCUGCUACAGCAGAACGGAAAAUAUCUGGGCAAGAGUGUUGAGAUCUGUGUUUCUGUUAUCAUUGUAUAUACUAUGCCACGGUUUGCUGUGCUCAUCUUCCAAAAGAAUAAAAAUGAGGG
Nipponia nippon (crested ibis) is the source of this 2205-nucleotide messenger RNA. Lineage: Eukaryota; Metazoa; Chordata; Aves; Pelecaniformes; Threskiornithidae. The record is from RefSeq and is a predicted model, not a curated record.